This is a messenger RNA of Musca domestica (house fly), 1116 nucleotides long. RefSeq names its product tRNA (cytosine(38)-C(5))-methyltransferase (gene Mt2). Gene Ontology annotation, molecular function: methyltransferase activity. The transcript has 2 exons. The record is from RefSeq and is a predicted model, not a curated record. NCBI's taxonomy places the organism in Eukaryota, Metazoa, Arthropoda, Insecta, Diptera, Muscidae. Bases 96 to 1112 code for a protein of 338 amino acids.
UUAUUCGAAAUACGUUUGGAACGUUUUUAAUUUUUGUGUUUUGGUAUUACGGGUGUCUGGCCGUGGAGAUAUUGGAGAAUAUAUUGGAAAUUGCAAUGGAAUUGAAUAUAUUAGAACUAUUCAGUGGCAUCGGAGGGAUGCACUAUGCAUUUGAGUAUUCACAACUCAAGGGAAAUGUUCGGGCAGCGAUGGAUAUAAAUACCGUGGCAAAUGCAGUUUAUGCCCACAAUCAUCGACAAACUCCAGUUAUGAAUAAUAACAUACAAAAACUUAGCCCCAAGACUAUUGAAAAACUACAAAUCAACACCGUACUCAUGUCUCCACCAUGUCAGCCGCACACACGUGUUGGACAAAAACGUGACAUAGAAGACAAACGUUCCGAUGCCUUAAAUCACAUAUGCGAGAUGUUGCCAAUGUGCCAUACAGUGCAAUAUAUUCUAAUGGAAAAUGUCAAAGGAUUUGAAGAGUCAAUUGCAAGAACCAAAUAUAUAGAGGCUUUAGAAAAAUCCGGUUUUUAUUAUCGUGAAUUUAUUCUGACGCCCACACAAAUCGGGGUACCAAACACUAGACAUCGUUAUUAUUGCAUAGCGAGAAAGGCGAAUGAUUUUAGUUUUGAUGGUGGACAAAUUUUAACAUCCCUACCGGGAGCAGAGACAUUCAAAACAAAAUCACUGUCGUCUUUGUUGGAGCAAGUGACAUUGCCAGAAUUUCGCCUAGAUGAAAAGGUAUUGAAAAAGCGAGUAUGGCUAUUGGAUAUUGUAACGAAUGAGUCGACAAAUACAAUGUGUUUUACCAAAGCAUAUACCCAUUAUUGUGAGGGAACCGGAUCAGUGUUUUGUCCCUUGGCAUUAAGUGAAAUGCAAAAUAUAUUUGCCAAAUUGAAAUCGAUGGAUGAUGCAAAUGAUGGCUGUAAUCAAACGGAAUAUACGGAACUCCUGCAAAAACUUGGUCUACGUUAUUUUACACCACGUGAAGUCUCAAGAUUAAUGUGUUUUCCAGACAAUUUCGAUUUUCCAAAGGAGACCACAAAUCGUCAGAAAUAUCGUUUACUGGGCAAUAGUAUCAAUGUACAAGUUGUAGGCGAAUUAAUAAAACUAAUGUGCGAAACAUGAAAAA